Exophiala oligosperma is the source of this 1756-nucleotide messenger RNA. Its product is annotated as tubulin alpha chain. Gene Ontology annotation, molecular function: structural constituent of cytoskeleton; GTP binding. Bases 141 to 1496 code for a protein of 451 amino acids. Gene Ontology annotation, biological process: nuclear migration by microtubule mediated pushing forces; microtubule cytoskeleton organization; mitotic cell cycle. The transcript is spliced from 7 exons. Lineage: Eukaryota; Fungi; Ascomycota; Eurotiomycetes; Chaetothyriales; Herpotrichiellaceae. Gene Ontology annotation, cellular component: microtubule; cytoplasm; spindle. The record is from RefSeq and is a predicted model, not a curated record.
CCCCACAACCACAGCCAGCAAUCAACAAUCCAUUCAUCAGUUCAUCCCCUUUGUCCUUCAUCCGUUGCUGGGUUUUGCAAAUUGUUCGUUCUCCGUUCCAUCCUCCUUCUGUAUUUGUCUCACGUCAACCCACCGCCAUCAUGAGAGAAGUUAUCAGUUUGAACGUCGGCCAGGCUGGCUGUCAAAUCGCCAACUCGUGCUGGGAGCUUUACUGCCUGGAACACGGAAUUCAGCCGGAUGGAUACCUCACUGAAGAACGAAAAGCCGCCGACCCCGACCAGGGAUUCAGCACUUUCUUCUCCGAGACAGGCAACGGCAAAUAUGUCCCCCGAACCAUCUACUGCGAUCUCGAGCCCAAUGUCGUUGAUGAAGUCCGCACUGGCGCGUACCGAAGCCUUUUCCACCCAGAACAGAUGAUUACAGGAAAAGAGGAUGCUUCCAACAACUAUGCUCGUGGCCACUACACCGUCGGCAAGGAGCUCAUUGACCAGGUCCUCGACAAGGUCCGCCGCGUCGCAGACAACUGCAGUGGCCUGCAGGGCUUCCUUGUCUUCCACUCCUUCGGCGGUGGCACCGGCUCUGGCUUUGGUGCCUUGCUCAUGGAGCGCCUCUCGGUCGACUACGGCAAGAAGUGCAAACUCGAAUUCUGCGUGUAUCCCGCACCCCAGGUCGCUACCUCCGUCGUGGAGCCGUACAAUUCGAUUUUGACCACCCACACCACUUUGGAGCACUCGGACUGCAGUUUCAUGGUCGACAAUGAGGCCAUCUACGACAUCUGCCGACGUAACCUGGGAAUUGAACGCCCCAACCUAGAGAACUUGAACAGACUGAUUGCUCAAGUCGUUUCUUCCAUCACCGCCUCCCUUCGAUUUGAUGGCUCCCUGAACGUCGAUUUGGCAGAGUUCCAAACGAACCUCGUCCCCUACCCUCGCAUCCACUUCCCACUGGUGGCCUAUGCCCCAGUCAUCUCUGCUGCAAAGGCUCAGCACGAGGCUAACUCGGUUCAAGAGAUCUCCAUGUCUUGCUUCGAGCCCAACAACCAGAUGGUCAAGUGUGAUCCCCGCAACGGCAAAUACAUGGCGACUUGCUUGCUGUACCGAGGCGAUGUGGUUCCAAACGACGUCCAUCAAGCUGUCGCUACCCUGAAGACAAAGCGCACCAUCCAGUUCGUGGAUUGGUGCCCAACAGGAUUUAAGAUUGGAAUCUGCUACCAGCCACCUCAGAUGGUGCCAAAUGGGGACCUCGCUAAAGUCAAUCGUGCAGUGUGCAUGCUGUCCAACACAACGGCCAUUGCCGAGGCCUGGUCUGCUCUGUCCCACAAGUUCGACUUGAUGUACUCCAAACGCGCCUUUGUGCACUGGUAUGUUGGCGAGGGUAUGGAGGAAGGUGAAUUCUCCGAGGCUCGUGAGGAUCUUGCUGCACUCGAGAGGGACUACGAAGAGGUCGCCAGCGACUCGAUUGAAGAAGGAGAAGGAUCGGAGCUCCUCGAACAUUAGUUCCGCCAUUGAUUGUCUCUUCGUACUGUUUAGUCACCAUUAUCAAGCUCUUGGUUGAGCAUCGCAAGGAGUGCAGGAGCCGUGAUUAUUUUCUUAGUACUACUUGAUCACACCCUUGAAGACAGAAGGUCUCUGUGAGACGAACAUAAUUGGAACUUGAAUACCUACCCAGAUUGUCAAUGAACAUCCUUUGCCCGUAUCUAGGGAAUAGGGUGGUGAGAUUAAUCUGUCGACAUUGCCCAUUGUGUCUAAUAACUGCU